Puntigrus tetrazona (Sumatra barb) is the source of this 1326-nucleotide messenger RNA. RefSeq names its product synaptogyrin-1-like. The transcript is spliced from 4 exons. NCBI's taxonomy places the organism in Eukaryota, Metazoa, Chordata, Actinopteri, Cypriniformes, Cyprinidae. Gene Ontology annotation, cellular component: neuromuscular junction; synaptic vesicle membrane. The record is from RefSeq and is a predicted model, not a curated record. The coding region runs from base 124 to 714 and encodes 196 amino acids.
UUCACCGCGUCGGCCGAUGACGAGCACGCGCCUCACAAUCUCGCGCGCGCUCCCGGCGCUCUGUCCUCCUCUCCAGAGCGCGCUCGGCGCGUCCGUCGGAUCCGUUCAGAGAGAACGCGCGGGAUGCAGCGGAACGGCGCGGAGCGAACCGGAGGAGCCUUCGAGCCGCUCGCCUUCAUCCAGCAGCCGCACACCGGCCUCCGGAUCGUGUCUUGGAUCUUCUCGUUAGUGAUCUUCGGCUCUGUCUCUAACGAGGGCUACAUCAACCGGCCCGAUGAGGUCCAGCGGUUCUGCAUCUUUAACCGGAGCCGGAGCGCCUGUAACCUCGCGGUGGGCAUGGGCUCGCUGGCCUUCCUCUGCUGCACGGCCUUCCUGGCCUUAGACGCCUACUUCCCUCGAAUCAGCGGCGUCCGAGAGCGCAAGAGAGCCGUUCUGACUGACCUGGCAACCUCAGUGUUCUGGUGCUUGCUGUGGUUCGUGGGCUUCUGUUUCUUGGCCAAUCAGUGGCGGGUUGCCAGAACCGAGGAUAACCCCCUGGGGUCGGGUGGAGACGCGGCGCGGGCCGCCAUCACCUUCUCCUUCUUCUCCGUCUUCAGCUGGGGAGCUCUCGCGCUCGUCACUCGGGAGAGACUCAGACGUGUGUGUUUUGAAGAGGAGUACGAGGAGCUCUUCACACAGCCGCCGCCCGACACGCACACACACACACACGCGUGAACGAACGCUCUCCUGAGUGUGUGUGAGAUGCUGAGUUGAUGUCAGGUUAUCAGUCCUGAGCAGAAGAAGUGUGCUCCCGAACCAAACAGGAUGUUCAAGGAAACCUAACGAAAGUCAUGGACUACAACACUGCCAUCUUCUGUCUUCUCUAGAAACCCAACUCUGACGCUGAAUACAGAAAUAAAAAUUCAUUUUUCAUUUUUUUUUACUUUUUAUCUCAUAUUUCUGACUUUUUUUUUCAUAGAACAGCUUGAUACAGACUCACAAUUCUGCCUUUUUUUAAUUUUUAUUUUUAAGAUAUUAAGUCAGAAUUGCGAGAUAUAAAGUAGAAUAAUUUUUCUUCCCGCUGUUUACUUUAGUCCGAUUGGACUUUAUAUCUCACAAGAGAAAAAAGUCUGUUUUAUGAUGCAAUACUUAGAACAAAAAGAACUGUAUUUUUAUUCAGUGGCGGCAGCAGGGGUCAAAGGUCAGCGGGGUCAGCACCGGACCGGCCUCAUGAGUUUAAAUCAAGUUUCAGCUGCUUGCACACAUCUUCUGAACAUCUUAGAUGAACAUCCAUGUAACGUUCUGUUUAUGAUGAAUAAAUCGAUGCUAAUGUAUUUUAAAGCACUA